This is a messenger RNA of Cyphellophora attinorum, 891 nucleotides long. Its product is annotated as putative oxido YusZ. Gene Ontology annotation, molecular function: oxidoreductase activity. The transcript is spliced from 3 exons. Bases 1 to 891 code for a protein of 296 amino acids. NCBI's taxonomy places the organism in Eukaryota, Fungi, Ascomycota, Eurotiomycetes, Chaetothyriales, Cyphellophoraceae. The record is from RefSeq and is a predicted model, not a curated record.
AUGCCGCAGCUCGUAUGGUUCAUCACGGGUACCUCGAGCGGCCUGGGCGCGGAGGUAGCCAAGGCAGCACUGGCCAACGGAGACAAGGUUAUUGCGACAGCGCGUGGCUCGGUAGACCGGCUGAGCGGUCUCAAGGAAGCGGGCGCUACCACUAUGAGUCUUGACGUGACGGCAGAUGUGGCGGAGAUCCAGAAGACUGUUGAAGAAGCCAUCGGGGUAUACGGUCGGAUCGACGUCGUGGUUCCAAAUGCUGCGUCUAUCGAUGGAAGAUUUCUCGAAGCCACGACACACGAGACAUGGAAGUCACAAUUCGACAUCAAUUUCUUCGGCGUGACCAAAGUCGUCGACAGCAUCCUACCUCAUUUCCGAACCCGCGGUGGCGGGACAGUGGCUUUCACAAGCUCCGUAUGGGAAAUAUCCAGUAAUUUUGGCUGCGGCACCUACUCGGCAUGCAAGCAUGCGGUGGCAGCGUACGCCAAAACGAUAGCAGUGGAGAUGGGAGCACUCAAUGUCAAGCCCAUCCUGUUCCAGAUGGGCUUCCUUCGGACGGAACUCAUGGAGAAGGGGAGAUGGACAGAUCCGACGCAGGAAGAAUACAAACCUGCUCUGGAAGUUGUCCGCGGCAUCAUUGGAGAUGGGCCACCUUCGUCGGCGGAUUUUCCUGGCGACGCGGCGAAGUUUGGGGCGCGAAUCGUUGAGACGGUGCAUGAUACGGGGAGGAAGUCCAUGUUCGUGCAAUUGGGCACCGAUGGUCUCGAAACGGUACGAGCAUACGCAAAGGCUUUGUUGGCGGCGUGUGAUGAGAAUGAGGAGAAGGCUCGGAGUACGGAUUUAGAUGAGCAGAAGCGUGGGCUGUUCGCGCAGACGGAGAACUUGUUCUUCCUGGCGUAG